This is a messenger RNA of Dibothriocephalus latus, 270 nucleotides long. The record is from the annotation of a GenBank genome assembly. NCBI's taxonomy places the organism in Eukaryota, Metazoa, Platyhelminthes, Cestoda, Diphyllobothriidea, Diphyllobothriidae.
AUGCAUAAUGCAAAUGAGGAAUUCGAAUCUUCAUUUGCCCAUUCCUUCCUUCCUUCCUUCCGUCUGUCAGUUACCUUCCCCAAAAAGAAAAUCCUCCCCGAGAUGGGUUGGUACUGGGGUCCACUAAGUUUUACAGAUGCGGAGGUACUCCUGGCGAAACGGCCUGAUGGAACCUUCCUGGUACGAGACAGCGGACACGAUACCUUCUUCCUGAGUCUCAGUUUCCGGGUUCGGGGUACCACCUAUCACACCCGCAUUGAGCACAAUCAA